AAGCCUAAUAACUAAUACAAAAGUCCCAUUUCUUUAGCAAACCAAUUCUACUAUUCUCACAAUGGAUCAAUGAUAAAACAGCCACUCCCUGCAAGAUAUUUGGAACCUUCCUGUCACCAUGUCUCUGCAAACUAUCACUCCUACUUCCCACGAGGACGACGGAAUUUUGUCAGAUGAACAGAUUCAGUCUCUGCUCCUGGCGGCAGAGGCGCGGCUUCGUUCUGCUUCCCAAGGGAAUUGCAUUCAACCUGCUUCAACUGAGCCCGCAACUUCAUCAUCUCUCUUGCGGCUUCCCACCCUUGAUUCUACUCAACCCGUUCGGUCUUACAUUCGUGAACAAGACAAAAUUGCUACCUUUGACCAGACUCGGACUGUGACUGCGGAACAGAAAAAGUUCUCAGAAACCAUACGUUCAAUUCCCCAGGUCUCCAAUUCUAAAAUUAAAAUGCCGAAGGAAAAGCCAACCGCAGGUUCCGACUGGUUCGAUUUACCCAAGACCAAUCUCACCCCAGAAAUGAAAAGGGAUCUCCAGCUACUCCGAAUGAGACCGGUACUCGACCCUCAUCGGCAUUACAAAAAAGAUAACAGCAAAGCGAAGGCGCCCGAGUACUCUCAGGUGGGCACCAUCAUAGAAGGACCCACUGAGUUCUUCAGCGCUCGGAUUCCCAAGAAACUACGGAAACGUACAUUCGUGGAAGAAGCCUUGGCGAUCGAGCAUGAGAGCGGCCGAUUCAGGCGAAAAUAUGAAGAAAUCCAGGCCGCCAAAACGAGCGGCAAGACAGCCCACUACAAAUCCAUUAAAGCAAAACGUUCCAGAGGGAGCAAAUUUGGUUGAUAUGUUCUUGGUGAUUUCGCUUCAAAUAUUAAAUAGAAACUCCCUUUGUGGAGUAUCCGCCUAUCGCUGUGGAUGCCUUAUUAUCCAACCCCGGUCGACAUUCGACAUCAAGCUGUAUCGAUGAAUAAACGAAAAUCCCAUUAAUUGUCGGUUGUGGCGAAAAUGUCCACUAAAGCUUGCUGUACCAAUGCCUAAGCGCAGGUCAAAUUAGUUGAGAGAUGUGGAAGAGACAAAAAAAAGACAAGCUGCACCCGCGUACCUGCAUAUCUACAGCUGCAAGCCGGCCCGCCUCAAGCACUUCUUCAUGUGUGGCCUUGCCCUCCUCCACUAUGGUGUCUAGCUCUUCCACCGUCGAACCUUGCAAAAGUCUGUCGUCUCCACGUGGAACGGGAUCCAGGACCGCAUUAUUCGUCACCAGGCUUAGCGCGAGUACCUUGAUUACACAGUGUCUUGCCACUAUGAUCUCAGGGACCGUGGACAUCCCAACGAGGUCUGCGCCUAGUUGUCGUAACAGUCGGCAUUCAGCCCUCGUCUCAUAGCUUGUCACGGAUUAGCAUAGCAUUUAGGACAUGGCCGAUAAACAUAUAUAUAACGAUUCUUAGCAAAUCUCACCUCGGUCCCCCAACAAAUGCGUACACCCCCUCAUGCAGUCUCCUUUUAUUCUCUGCUGCUAUCACUUUUCCCCAAGCAUGGUGGAUAGUCCUGCGAAGCCCAAUAUCAUACGCAUCUGAUAGAGAGGGAAACCGAACACCAAAUUCCUCUUCGUUCGGACCGCGGAGUGGAUGUGUUCCAGCAAGACCAGCAAGAAAAAUAUGCUGUCACAGCGUCAGCUCAUUUUUGAGGGGGAAUCUGCCUAUUACACAACAGGCAACGGUAUCAUACAUCGUUCAGCACGACAAUAUCUCCAACUUUGUAUUCAGGAUUCAGUGCCCCUGACGCAUUUGUGACUAGAUUUCAUUUGGAUGUGGGCGUUUCAGUUUUACGGUACAAUUACUAUCAAGUUAUAAUAAUAGAAGUCAGAAAGUUCUCACCAAC
Molecule: messenger RNA, 1870 nt
Organism: Histoplasma capsulatum G186AR
Lineage: Eukaryota; Fungi; Ascomycota; Eurotiomycetes; Onygenales; Ajellomycetaceae
Product: rRNA-processing protein FCF2
Exons: 3
Coding region: 119-835 (238 amino acids)
Biological process (GO): RNA processing
Cellular component (GO): nucleolus
Molecular function (GO): RNA binding
Source: RefSeq, a predicted model, not a curated record